This is a messenger RNA of Ixodes scapularis (black-legged tick), 1224 nucleotides long. RefSeq lists its product as uncharacterized. Lineage: Eukaryota; Metazoa; Arthropoda; Arachnida; Ixodida; Ixodidae. The record is from RefSeq and is a predicted model, not a curated record. The coding region runs from base 1 to 1224 and encodes 407 amino acids. Gene Ontology annotation, molecular function: zinc ion binding; nucleic acid binding. The transcript is spliced from 3 exons.
AUGGCGUUCUUCUCUGCUGCAUCGCCGCCCCCGUUCCUGCCUACGCCGGGACAGCCUGCAAUUCCGUGGGAGCAGUGGAAGGGGGUGUUCCUGAAUUUCCUGGGAGCUGCUGGCGGCGACGAAUUGCAGCCGAAUUGUCGGAAAGCAAUUCUGCUGAAUGCCCUGGGCGUUGAAGGACAGCGGGUGUUCUACAGCAUCGCCGGGGCACGGACCGUGCUGGACGCUCAUUUUGCCACGACUACGAGUGUGCUCGUAGACCGUCACCGGCUCCGACAAAGGCGUCAGGCGCCUAAUGAGGCGUUCGAGGCCUACGCAGCCAGUCUGCGGGAACUUGCUUCUUCCUGUGACUACGGUGACGGCGUCGACAACGUCAUUAGAGAUCAGCUCCUCGAAGGCACUACCUCUCGUCAAAUCCGAGAACGCCUGCUCUACGAAGGUUCUACCCUCACACUCCAGAGAGCGCUUGAUAUUGGCAGACAUAUUGAACAAAUUCAACGGGAGAUUCACGAGUUUGAUGGUGACGCUUCUGUGCAGCGCGUUGCACCGAAGAAAACUGAGAAACCUUCUUCGGCAAAAGGAUGUUGCUACCGCUGCGGGUCACCAACUCACAAGGCAAACUGCGAAAAAUGCCCGGCGAAGAAUAAGCGUUGUCGCCGCUGCAAGAAGAUUGGCCACUUCGAAGCAGUGUGCAAGUCUAGCGAGAUGUUCAGUGUUCAAGCCGUCAAGGAUCCGAAGUCGGCGGAAGCUAACGUCGUCACCGUUCUGCAUAUCGGCGACGAUUACACACGUGCACGGGAAAUAUCUACGGAGGUGCUCAUCGGUAACGUUCCCAUUCGUUUUUUUGUGGAUACAGGGGCCACGGUUUCCCUGUUGAGCGAAGAAGACUACCGCAAGAACUUCGCUGAAAGGUAUCCUCUGAGUGCGACGUCAGUCGUAUUGCAAAACUACACGAAGGAGGAAAUCCCAAGCGUCGGAUGUUUUCUGGCCGAGGUAACCUACAGAAACAAGGACGCCUGCGUCAUGUUCUACGUGACCAAAAGAGGAAUUUCGCUGCUGGGACUCGACGCCAACCGUAACCUUCGUAUCAACAUUGAAGGAGAAACACUCAGCUGUUUUCAGGCUGCUACUUCACCGGCGUCCACGUUGCUACCGCCGAGUCUACGGGAGGAUCUGCUGCAAGCGAAACAAGUCCUACCGUCCUCGUUUCGCGACGCGUCUGUGUAA